GAAAAGCCUAUAAAUAUGGCUAUUUAUCUUCUUUUCAUCAUUCAUUUCCGGUUCUUUUCAACAUUCUCCCUAGAAAAUCCACAAAUGUUUACUUUUAAGAGCUUUUUCUUGACAGUAACAAUAAUCUUUUGUGCCUUACAAAAAUCAGAUAGCUCGGCGAGUUUCACAACUAAGAAUAUUAACGUAGGAGUGGUGAGUUUGAGAAAUUUUGGGGAUUUGAUUUUUUAUGGGGAAGUUAGUGUUGGUACUCCACCACAAAAGUUCAACGUAGUGUUCGACACCGGAAGUUCAAACUUUUGGGUUCCGUCAACGAGGUGGCCUACUAAAACCAUGUUUCGACACCAAAAGUUUAAUGCCAAGGCAUCGAAGACCUACUUUCCAGUUCCAGACAGACAUGAUGAAAGUAUUGAAUAUGAAGCUGGUGCACUGAAAGGUAACCUAUCCCGAGACAAUCUCAUGCUUGGUGGGGUUAUGCUUGAGGCGCAAGACUUCUUUGUUGGGUUUAACCCAGAUUCUCAUCUUACAGAAGUCAAAUUCGAUGGAAUACUCGGACUCGCAUUGCCAUCUCUGAAGAUUGCUGGAACUAAGACUGUAUUGGAGAAUCUGGUGGAAAAAAAUUUGAUAAGCCAGCGCAUUUUUUCUAUACGGAUGAAGACUUCUCGCAAGCGCAAGAGAGCUGGAGACGAAGUUCAAAACGCUGGUCAAAUAACUUUUGGCGGACUCAACAAAAGACACUUCCGUGGCGAACAUGUAUAUGUUCCUGUAUUGUCGGGGACAGGCUUUUGGAAAAUUUCAAUGUCUCAAAUCUAUGUUGGUGCACAUGCUGUCGAUGUUUGUAUUCCACAAUGCUUUGCAUUUGUGGACUCUGGGACUACCGAUAUUUAUGGCCCAAAGGAACAAAUCAAGAAGAUCUAUGAAAAACUUGGAACAGAAAAAGUUUUUGCAUGCUCGGAAUUUAAAAAGUUGCCGGCGAUGAUCUCCUUCCUAAUUGGAGGAAAGCGUUUAUUUAUCAAUCGAAACAACUACGCAUACGAAUACACUGACACAAAGGAUGCAAAACGAUGCGCCCUUCGUCUUGUGACAUCUGACACUGGCACUGACACAUGGAUUUUGGGUAUGGCGUUCAUGCAAGCUAUCCAUACGGUCUUCGAUUUUCAAGAUUUUAACAGACCAAAGAUCGGUUUUGCUGAAGCAGUACCAUAAGCAUGGAGACAAAAGAAGAGAAGAAACACUAUUAAAAAACGAUACUUAAGUUAUAUUAAAGUUUAUGCAGAUGAUCCGUAAGCAUAUUAUCUUAAUAAAAAUGAAUUAUCUAU
Molecule: messenger RNA, 1316 nt
Organism: Brassica napus (rape)
Lineage: Eukaryota; Viridiplantae; Streptophyta; Magnoliopsida; Brassicales; Brassicaceae
Product: cathepsin D
Biological process (GO): proteolysis
Molecular function (GO): aspartic-type endopeptidase activity
Source: RefSeq, a predicted model, not a curated record